AUGCCCAGCAGACCUCGCCAGCAACGCCUAUUUGCUUAUAGAUACCAGCGGGCCCAGAAAUGGAAAAUGGCGGCAGGCAUAUCGGGCGCACUCUUCCACCCGCAAAUUAAAACACCCGGGAUUAUAAAGGAAACAAUGCAAACCAGUACCUCACCUGUCCAACACCUUGGCAUCCAGUGCAGCAAGAACCGACUCUACACAAAAAACGAUGCAACACAAAUGACUGCGCGGCAACAUACUCCACGAGGUAUCGCCGGACCCGGACCCAGAAGUAGCGCCAGCAAGCCAAGGGGCGACAAUGGAGAGACCGAGAGAGACAAAAUCCGGGACUUACCAGCACUAGGUAUUGGCUGA
Pelobates cultripes (western spadefoot toad) is the source of this 354-nucleotide messenger RNA. The record is from the annotation of a GenBank genome assembly. NCBI's taxonomy places the organism in Eukaryota, Metazoa, Chordata, Amphibia, Anura, Pelobatidae.